AUCUGACCGGAAAAAGGUGUUUUUGGAAGUUUCUACCAUGAAUGCAGUCUGGAUUAAUUUGUUCGUUCUGGCAUUGUCCGGGUUGGCUCAAGCUGGAUACGAAACCCCAACAUAUGUUACAAAUUCGGUAAUCCCUGGAGGUAAAACCUCACGCAUAGUCAACGGAAAGCUGGCCCAGCUUGGCCAAUUUCCCUACCAAGUCUAUAUGAUCCUGAGCGAUCCGAACGGUUAUUCCGUCGUCGGUGGAGGAUCGAUCAUCUCGGAUGAGUGGAUACUCACGGCUGCCCAUUGCAUACAUGGCGUUACGAAGGCGGAUGUUUAUAUGGGAGCGGUCUACUGGUAUUCGGCCGACAGAGUAAUGAUUCCAGCGAGGAGUUUCAUCCAGCAUCCUAGCUACGUGCCCACUGCCUUUACUCAUGACAUUGGCUUGAUCCGGUUGAGUGCGAAAAUUACCUUCAACACCGUAAUUAAACCGAUUUCGUUGGCAUCGGCUGAGGAUGGUCCGUACGAAUACCUGGAUGAUGCGCAAGUCUCCGGAUUUGGGAAAACCAGUGACCUGGCGACGUAUGCCUCCAGCUAUCUCUACUACACCGAUGUGAUGACUAUUUCGAAUGACGAGUGUAAACAAACUUUCGCACAUCACAUCAUCGAUUCGACCAUCUGUAGCAGAUCACUGACCGCGAAUCCGGUGUCGCACAGCUGUAGUGGAGAUUCCGGUGGUCCGCUAGUCUACCGGGGGGUUCAGAUCGGGGUGGUGUCCUUCGGAGCGUCCGGCGGUUGUGAGAAGAACUACCCGAAGGCAUACGCCCGGGUUAGCGCGUUUCGUAACUGGAUCCGUUGCGUGACUGGUGUUUAGAUAACUGGAAACGGAUCAGACAAGGUUUUGAGCUAGGUCUCAAAUUUCAAAAUGUAGGUUAGUUUGAAGAAUAAAUAAAACUGUUUAAAGGCGCCUGUAA
Molecule: messenger RNA, 956 nt
Organism: Uranotaenia lowii
Lineage: Eukaryota; Metazoa; Arthropoda; Insecta; Diptera; Culicidae
Product: brachyurin-like
Exons: 3
Coding region: 38-856 (272 amino acids)
Biological process (GO): proteolysis
Molecular function (GO): serine-type endopeptidase activity
Source: RefSeq, a predicted model, not a curated record